Messenger RNA from Tachysurus vachellii, 1286 nucleotides. Its product is annotated as NACHT, LRR and PYD domains-containing protein 1-like. The record is from RefSeq and is a predicted model, not a curated record. The transcript has 6 exons. Bases 80 to 736 code for a protein of 218 amino acids. Lineage: Eukaryota; Metazoa; Chordata; Actinopteri; Siluriformes; Bagridae.
CAGGAAGGGCUACUUUGUUGAUCUGCCAUUUUACUCAGCUGCUUAAGUUUUUAAAAAGGAAGUAGAGAAACAGUCUGAGAUGUCCUUCACUUCUGUAUAUGUUUCACAUUUUGGUGAAAACAAAGGGACUGAAAAAGGCCCCAGGUCCACAUCUACCCCGCAUACCUACCCCAGACAUCCUUCAGCAGACGUUUCUCUUCAGCUGCAACCAUUUACACCUGAAUUGGUUGAAAAUUGUGACAAGGAUGAAUAUCGGUUUUUCUGCCCUCAUGCGGGUCAGUUUAUGUGCAAAUUGACCAACAUUGUGUUUGAGAUGGAAAGUGAAGGGGAAGUGAAGUACAAAAUAAUGGACUGGGACAGCUGGCUCCUAAACAAAUUACCCCAAAAGGAACCUGCAGGGCCUCUGUACAAUAUUGAUGGCCCAGAAGAUUCAAUCCGUCGUCUUCACUUCCCACAUUGUGAGAUCGGUAAAGGCAAAGCAAAACUGACUGUAGCACAUGUGACUAAUGAUGAUGUGGAGAUCAUUCAACCGACAAUAGUGACAGACACACACGUGAUCAUAAAUGUUCAGAGUCUCUCCCCCUUUGGUUUAAGUCUUAGUUCCUCUAUUUCUACUAAAGGUUACUCUCUUUCCUCAACCUCUAGAUCCUCAACCUCAGACUCAGCAAGUGCAUCCAGCUGGUCGAAUGAUUCAGCUGCUUCUCCCUUCUACCUACAUGAGGCCUGUUCCAGCUGAAUUUAGGACUGUUUACCAUCGCUUUCAGCUGUGUCAUCUGACCCAUGAACUCUCUAUGUUCUUGGACCAGCUCCACUCUCCUGAACUUACUGUGCCUCUGACUCGCACUUCCUUCACCCAAACUCAUUUGUCUGACCUCGUAGAUCAGGGAACUCAAACUGACGGCUGUCCUCAUGCUGAAACUUGCUGCCCUGCACUUAGAACUCCUGCCUCUCCUCCAUCUCCUGUUUAGCAUCUUCUCCUUCUGAUUCUGAAACUGGAUCCCCAGAUUACACUCUGUCAGGACUCAGCCCGGACUUUGGCCAUGUGCUUUUGUGUACGUUCUGUGUUCACGUGUCUGCCCCGUCCUUGUCUCUUCCUGCCCGCUUCUGCACACCUGUUCCUCAUGUUUCUGAUUGUCUUGUUUAUUUAGUUGAGCCGCGUUGCCUUGAGCAGCGCGGAAUCCUCUGUUGUCUUUCGUUUUGUCCUGGUGUCUUUUGUUGUCGUGUCUCGAGUCAGUGUCCAUGUUUCGUGUUUUUUUGUUAAUAAACCCUGUUUUUCUUUUAAGCUA